Messenger RNA from Beta vulgaris subsp. vulgaris (sugar beet), 3067 nucleotides. RefSeq names its product G-type lectin S-receptor-like serine/threonine-protein kinase At1g11330. Gene Ontology annotation, biological process: protein phosphorylation; recognition of pollen. Bases 644 to 3043 code for a protein of 799 amino acids. The record is from RefSeq and is a predicted model, not a curated record. Gene Ontology annotation, molecular function: ATP binding; protein serine/threonine kinase activity. NCBI's taxonomy places the organism in Eukaryota, Viridiplantae, Streptophyta, Magnoliopsida, Caryophyllales, Amaranthaceae. The transcript has 8 exons.
CAGAUAUGUCAAUUAUCAAUCUAUCACCUUUUCCGAAAAAAUUAAAAAAUCAUCAAUCUAUCAUUAUUAACAAACAAAAAAACAAUCCUUCAAAAGAAAUAUAUCAUUGUAAACAAUCGUAGUACCUUAAUGCCCUUGGGCGUUGGGAAUACGUAAUUUGGCUAACUGUUUCUACUCUUAAAUUAUAUCCUACCAACCAAGUGACCUUAGUAUAAUGGUUGCUCACUUUGUCUCUGGACCAAUUGAUAGGAGUUCAAUCUUCAAUUUUUGGGAAUGGAAAGAGAUUUUGACAAGCUUUUUACCCUUAAGUGGAGCACCCGGGGUCUCCUCAAUUAAAAAAAAAAAAAAAAGUGAAGCCUCUCAAAUAAGAGAAUUAGUAAGUGCUAUUGACAGCGGAUACCUUGGUAGAUAAAAAAAAAAUUAUAUCCUACUAAAAACUAGAAAGAGAAAGACGGAGUAGUACUCUAUAUAAAACAGGCGUUAGGUGGAAAGCCGCCUUGAAAUUAGAGCUACAAGUUGUAUAAACAAAACAAUGUUUUCAGUUCAAUUUAUAGAGCUUUGGUGAUUUGCCCAUUACUCUCCAUUUCCAGUUUUCCACUGUCGUUCAUGUCAUCGCACCUACGCAUUGGUGCACAUUAAGCUAAUGACUUCUAUACAUGUCUUAUUUCUUCUCUGCUGCUACUUUAGCACCUCAUGCAUAGCCAUCAACAACAUCACGUCAUCAACUUUCCUACAAGAUUCUGAUACUAUAGUGUCUAACAAUGGCAACUUCACUUUGGGUUUCUUUAGUCCCUCAAAUAGCACGCACCGAUAUAUUGGGAUUUGGUUUAAUAAGGUAUCAACAAAUGAUGUAUUUUGGGUGGCAAACCGAAAUAACCCACUUAAUGAUUCCUCCGGUAUCAUGAAUAUAUCUGCAGAUGGAAAUCUGCAAGUAUUGAGUGGGAGAAAUGACAUCCUUUGGUCGUCAAAUUUAUCCAUUCCUUCAGCUAACACCUCUUUCUCAGCACAGCUUUCAGAUGCUGGCAACCUUGUUCUGUUAGCACACAACUCGACAGAUAAUUCUGAUGCCAACGGCACUAUUGUAUGGCAAAGUUUUGAUCAUCCUACAGAUUGUAUCAUGCCAAACACACAGUUAACUAUUACUAGUUCUAAUAUGAAAAAUGCUUUAAAACCAUGGAAGAGCCUUUCGGAUCCAUCAUUUGGAAGAUAUUCUCUAGGAACUGACUCUUUUACUCACUCGCAAGUGGUUAUUUGGGAUGGUGAUCGUAUACAUUGGCGUAGUGGUCCUUGGAAUGGUAAUAUCUUUCUAGGAUUGUUGUAUACUGAUGAAGCUACAAACUAUGCCAACACUUUUAUUCGCCAAAAUGACAGAGACAGGACAGUUGAUAUUGUCUAUACUGGUGCAAGUACUCUGGCCUUUUCACACUAUGCAUUAACCUACGAUGGAACAAUAAGUGAGAAAUGGUGGGAUGGAGAGAAAUGGCAGUAUGUUUGGGGGGCCCCAGCAGCAGAAUGUGAUUUGUAUGGUUAUUGUGGAGCAUUUGGAUCCUGUAGUUCUUUAAGAUCUCCUGUUUGUAAAUGUUUAAAAGGCUUCACACCAAACAAUCCAGAGGAAUGGAGGAGCAGAAACUGGACUAAUGGGUGUGUUAGGAGGACAUCAUUGCAAUGUGGCAUUGAAGGUAGUAAAGAAGAUGGGUUUUUAACAUUAAGGAAUGUUAAAAUACCAGACCACACAGAGUGGUCAGUGGGAGUAAAUCAGGUUGAUUGCCGAAGCCAAUGUUUAACUAAUUGUUCGUGUUUAGCUUAUGCUUAUGACGCUGGUGCUGGAUGUAUGUACUGGAGCAGAGACUUGAUCGAUAUUCAAGAAUUUACAAGUGGAGGGUUGGAUCUUUAUCUUCGUCUUCCACAUUCAGAGCUAGGUACCAGUAGCAGGACAAAAGUUAUUAUCAUAGUUCCAGUUAUUGUUGGCAGUAUUGCAGUAGCUGCUUCCAUAUACUUUCUGUGGAGAAUCAUAACUGAAAGAAAAGUUCGAAGGAAGAAAGAAGGGCUAGAGAAUUUGGAGUACGGUGACAAUAGGCACCAAGUUCAACUCAAAGAGUUACCACUGUUUGAAUUCAGAAAGCUUGCAAUUGCAACUAAUGACUUCCAAGAUGUUAACAAACUUGGACAAGGUGGUUUUGGGCCAGUCUAUAAGGGAAUAUUGGAAGAUGGACUACAAAUAGCAGUUAAAAGACUUUCUGUUGCUUCUGGACAAGGCUUAGAAGAGUUUAUGAAUGAAGUAGUGGUUAUCUCUGAACUUCAGCACAGGAAUCUUGUAAAACUUCUAGGUUGCUGUGUACAAAAUAACGAAAAAAUGCUGAUAUAUGAAUACCUGCCUAAUAAGAGCUUGGACUUCUUUCUUUUUGAUCCUGUCAAGCGAGAACUUCUGGACUGGCAGAGGCGUUUCACCAUCAUUGAAGGCAUAAGUAGAGGCCUUGUAUAUCUUCAUCGAGAUUCUAGAUUAAGGAUUAUUCACAGAGAUCUUAAAGCAAGCAACAUUUUGUUAGAUGAGGACCUUAACCCAAAAAUUUCAGACUUUGGGAUGGCUCGUAUCUUCAGUCAUAAACAGAAUGUAGAUAAUACUAGAAGGGUAGUUGGAACAUAUGGGUAUAUGUCUCCUGAAUACGCAAUGGAAGGUCACUUCUCUGAAAAAUCUGAUAUCUACAGCUUUGGCGUGCUGCUGCUAGAGAUAAUGACUGGAAAAAAGAACAGUAGCUUUUCGUUUGAGGAGCAUUCACUAACCCUUCUAGGAUAUAAUUAUGCGGGAUCACAAAGGUUAUCAAUUUUUCGAAUACGGUCAGAUGAAUCCGACGGAAAUCAUCCUCACGACUACAAGGGAUUGUUAGAUCGUCUCUCCAACAAGGCUGUAUUUUCCAGCGAUAUAAGCGGGAGAUGUUCCACAUUGCAAGAUUUGUUUGACGAUCGUAGUUUUUAUGAAGGAAAUUUUUGUUUGAUUCAACUUAUGUAUUUGUUUGAUUCGAUUGCUUAUGUAGAUGUCGUAUGACUUUUUAUUAAUGAAUUAAUUUUA